This is a messenger RNA of Athene cunicularia (burrowing owl), 4610 nucleotides long. It is a transcript of the gene P2RX5, whose product is annotated as purinergic receptor P2X 5. Lineage: Eukaryota; Metazoa; Chordata; Aves; Strigiformes; Strigidae. Gene Ontology annotation, cellular component: nuclear inner membrane; plasma membrane. The record is from RefSeq and is a predicted model, not a curated record. Gene Ontology annotation, biological process: response to ATP; monoatomic cation transmembrane transport. Gene Ontology annotation, molecular function: purinergic nucleotide receptor activity; ATP binding; extracellularly ATP-gated monoatomic cation channel activity. The coding region runs from base 221 to 1399 and encodes 392 amino acids. The transcript has 10 exons.
GAGGCGGGGACUUCCCCAGAGGAUGGAUUAGCUGGAAAGCAGCUAGAGGAGAGAUCUGGUGUUAGUGCAGCUGCUGGAGAGCAGCUGCCGGGAGGGAGGAGAUCAGCCUCUCGCUCUGAAGGGGUUGGUGUGGUAGGUUCCCAUGCAGAGCACGUGUGGAUAAUGCGAGCUGCAAACGCUGCUGCCUGCUCCAGCCACCGGUACCGAGCGAGCCGGGAGCAUGGGGCAGGUGGCUUGGAAGGGUUUAUUUCUAUCGCUUUUUGAUUAUAAAACGGAGAAAUACGUCAUUGCGAAGAACAAGAAGGUGGGGAUUCUCUAUCGAGUGGUGCAGCUCUCCAUUCUGGCUUACCUGGUGGGGUGGGUGUUUGUUGUCAAGAAAGGCUACCAGGACACAGACACAUCCCUCCAGAGCUCUGUCAUCACCAAGAUGAAAGGGGUAGCCUUCACCAACACCUCGGAGCUGGGGGAGAGGCUGUGGGAUGUUGCAGACUACGUGAUCCCUCCACAGGUUGGUGUCGUGCUUCGAGCCCAGAGGGCAACUGAGCACCACGCAGCCAUUCGCUGCCCCCUUCCCCCCAAAGAGGUGGCUGCUCUGUGUGACCUUUUCUGUGAUGUCUGUGCUGCAGGAGUUAAGACUGGCCGUUGUUUGAAAGACAGGGACAGUUUCAGGAGGACUUGUGAGAUACUGGCUUGGUGCCCAGUGGAGAAAAGAUCCAAGCCCAAGAAACCACUUCUCGCCAGUGCAGAAAACUUCACUGUUUACAUCAAGAACUCAAUCCGCUUCCCCAAGUUUAAGUUCUCCAAGGUGAAUGUGCUGGCAACUGACAACGAGUCCUACCUGAAGAGCUGCCGCUACAGCACAGAGCAUCCCUACUGCCCCAUCUUCCUCCUGGGGAACAUCGUCAGGUGGGCUGGGAGCGACUUCCAGGAAAUGGCCUUGGAGGGUGGUGUGAUAGGAAUUCAGAUUGAAUGGAACUGUGAUCUUGAUAAAGCCCCUUCUGAAUGUAAUCCUCACUAUUCUUUUAGCCGGCUGGAUAACAAGUUUUCAGAAAAAUCCAUCUCUUCUGGGUACAACUUCAGGUUUGCCAAAUAUUACCGGGAUGCUGAGGGGGUCGACUACCGGACGCUCAUUAAAGCAUAUGGAAUCCGCUUUGAUGUGAUGGUGAAUGGCAAGGCAGGGAAAUUUAACAUCAUCCCCACCAUUAUCAAUAUCGGUUCGGGGCUCGCUCUCAUGGGAGCGGGAGCCUUCUUUUGUGACCUGGUGCUGCUGUAUCUGAUUAAAAAGAGUAACUUCUAUCGAGGCAAAAAGUAUGAGGAAGUAAAGUCCAGUUCCAGGAAAUCGUUAUCGAGCCCUGCACUGAAUGGGAACCAGAGCCCUGAGCAGCUCGGAGGGCUCUAGGCACAGCAGUGGGUCUGCCAGCUGGAGUCGUGUUCCAGGGAAACCACACCAGUGUGAAAUCACACCAGGACUGGGAGGUGGAGAUACCCCAGACCAGGUCUGCUCUCUAUUAUUGGAAUUUCCAGAGGAAAAAAAAAAAAAAAAAGUCCUUUAAAGAACGCCCUUCAUUCCCAAAGAUGUUCUCUGGUAUCCUGAGCUUGCAACAACGUGUCACCACUAUGGAUUUAUAAAAGGAUUUUAUAAAAGGAAAAAGAAGGCACCAAGUGAAUGUUUUUAUAUCUGUUGGUAGAUCUGUCUGUGCCAACGUCACUAGCCAGAGUUAGCCUGUGGCUGUGCUUUGCUUCCAUGGGGGGAAGAGCCGUGAUGUGCAACACCACUGGUGCUCUCGGGAGGGCUGAGAUUCAACCUGUCUCCUGCUCCACUGGCUUGUGGCCACCCCUCCCGACUCUCCCUUCUGUUCCGUGCAAGAUUAGAUGUCAAGCAGCAGGACUGCUCUUGUCGGGGAAAUGCAGCGUUUCCCUUCUCAGAGCCCAGGGGAAAAGGGGCUUGUUACCCUACAACGCCCCUGCUGAGCGGGCCUGGGUCAGGGUGGGGCAAUUACUCUUUUUUUGUGGGGGGUGUGUAUCCAUUAGGGCUGGAAACGGUGCUCCUCCAGGAAAAGCCUUUGUCACGGCUGCAACAAGGUGCUCUGCUCAUCUCAGGAACGGCAGGAGACAGUCCUGCCGCAGCGCUGACUGGAGAAUCAGCUCAGCCGUGGCUGGGUCCCAGCUACGUCACCCGCACCCACCGUCUCCAUUUGCAGUUGGCCCAGAGAAGCCACCUUUCAGAGCACAGAGCAGGUAACAGCAGGCAGAGGAGCACGCUGAAGCAAGGCAGGGAGCGAGGUUGUAGUGGCUGACGGGGCGGGGCAGGGGGUGAGCACACUGGAAAGCAGCGUGGCACUGGGAGCACCUGCGCAGGGAUGCUCUUGGGUUCUCCCUCCUCUGUCCAGUGGCUGGUUCCGUUUGCUGAGGAUCGACCCUUGGGCAUCGCUUGCUCAUUGCUCAUGGUGGGGAGAGAUCUGGGCGGGGGACUUCAUGCUUCUGCUGGUUUUCGUAGUAGCCCGAACUGUACUGCAGAGACUGAAAAGGGGAGCUCUGUCAGGUGAGAUGGAUUUUGCCAGAUUCUUCCAAAUAUACCAACAGGAGGAAAAUUUAGAGGCCAGAUGUCUGCUAGUUCACCCCUCUGGUAACUGCCCAUACAAGUGCUCCUUUGUUUCUUGACAGAGAAACGUUUCAUUGCAGCCUGUUUUGUGAAUUUAUGCUCAUGUGGGGAUGUAACUAAUCUCAGAAAAGUGCUUAUAGAAUAUCAUUGUUUAAAGUUUGCAUUUGCUUAAGCUGACAAGAACCGACCCACCAGCUCCUGAAGACAGUAGGUGAAUAAAUACUCCUGCCUCACUUAAAGCUUCCACACCGUGGCUUGGCGCAGACUGAUCAGUGUUCUGUAAAUGCUGCCGUGUCGCCGCUGAUCAGGAGUCGUCACGGCGAGGAUUUAGUGUUUCUGUGCGCUCUUUGAACACCAAGAUUUAAAAGACUCCUGCUGCAGCAUCCUUACUAGUGCUAGGAGAGCUGUAGAGGGUGGCGUUACAGAGCAGCUGUGAGCGAGUAUUCUGCAGAAAUGGAAAGAGCAAGUUGCACUCACCGGUGCUUUAACUUUAAGGUGGUUACUCUGAGGGUACAGGUUGAUUUUAAGUUGAAAUUCAUCUUUGCUAGCAGUGGCAAGCUCUGAAUGCAGUCACUGAUAGCAAAUCCCAGCCUAGGCCACUCCCUCUGCAUCUGCUCAGAUGCAAGUAAUUAUGGAGUGAAACAUUUAGCCAGAAAAUAAGAAUUAAACACUAGACUUACUUAAAAUAAUUUAGGAUAAGCUGUGUACCUCUGAUGCUGUACUUGUAUCCAAAGCCUCCUCUAGGCAAACACACUCGCCCUGUGUGUAACUGCACUAGUCUGGCCUGUUAGAAUUACCGAGCCAAACAAACGGCACAGGCUUCUCACUGUCAGGGCUUCGUUCUAUUUGAUCAUUUCUGGAUGGUGAAACACAUGGUGAACCCCACAUGUGACAUCAGGCCAAGGCACAACUCACGGAGACCAAGAAGCUCAUUGUAACACGUAAAGCUGACUGUGCUCCACGGAAACCAAAACAUCCCCUUGGUAGAUGACCAAAGUGAUUUCCUGAAUUUAAGUCUUGAGGGACUUCAAGUCCCCAAAAGUCCCUAGAAUAUUUCCCUUCUUUAUACCCAGUGUUUAACACAAUUCCCGCAACUUUUGCCAUCGAUAAAACAUAACCAGAUCCCUUCUCAGGAGCUCGUUUUAUUUUUUUUUUUUCUCCUUGUAUUUAAUGUACAGCAAUAAAAUUUGUCUCUUUAGGGCAAUGCUCUCCAAGACUCUUCUGUACAGUGUGGUUUUUAGGUUGCACACACCACCUUUUCUUUGUGAUACAUACUUAUGCUAAGCAAGUCAAUUAAACACUUCAGUUUGCACAAGCAGGUCUAUAGCAAAGAUACUGCCCCUCUGGUGAGUGAUCAGCAUUUCCUUUCUGUUCCUGCCAGAGGAACCACAACCACACACUGUUCAUUGUGGAAAGUGCCAGCAGGCUUACAAGUGUGUUCUGUAGAGUGAGCUGGCAGGUAAUGAGACACUGCACACACUUGGUUGUCUGUGUUUCACUGGACACAACAGUACUAAAAAGGAGCAAAGUGUGACUUGUGAGAGCAUUACUUAUCAACUUUGGUAUAUGCCAGUGAACAAUAUCCAUGACAGUGUCAUUUACUGAUAGCAUGUCCAUACAGCAAUGGUGGAAAUAACAUCUGCAUUAGCAACUCCACUACAUUUCUGUAGCAAACCUUCAUAUACACUUAAUUACAUGCUACUGUGUGGUAUUUCCUUGUGUCAGUAGAUUAUUUUUUGAGUGCUGUGUUACACGCUGCCUUCACCAGUAUUUGUGUGCAGGGACAGGCAGCAAAUCUAGAAGGGAUUUAUAACUGGCACAUCUCAUCCAAACUGCGAAGAAUACAAGGGACUGGCAUUAACCACAACUCACAGUUGUGCCUGCAAUUAGGGACAGGAGUUAUUCCUUAACGACCAAACAAAUGGGAGGCAUCUGUGUGGUGUUUCACAUUCUGUUUAAUUAGAACAGUACUACUGAUUCAUGUGUACUUGGACAUAAUUUACCGACA